AUGAUCUCCAAAUUAAUUUGUUGUGUUCUGUUCUACCUCAAAAUAUAUUUUACUUUUGCCGAAUUAUUUUCAAGCUCAAAUUCCUCGCCAAUUUCACAAAUUGAUUGGGCUAAUGUUCCAACACCUCCAAGAUUUAUUCACGAACGGAAUGACCCAAUUACUUAUUUUUCUCUUCAAGACUAUAAAGGGCCUAAUGGAAAUGGGCGGCAUGAGAGGGAUGAACACCAAAAUGGAAUUAAUCAUUUACAACAUUUUUUGAAACCAAAAGUUUUUAGAUGUGUUGCUAUUGGAAUUCCACGGCCCGAAUAUAGAUGGCUAAAGGAUAAUUCAACAUUUCCUGUCAAUGUUUACAGAGAUAGAAUAAUUACAAAUUCUGAUAAUGGAUCUUUAAUUUUUACAAAAUUUUUUGAAUCUGAUGAGGGGGAAUAUCAAUGUUUGGCUAGUAAUGAUAAUGGAACUGCUUAUUCUGAGAAAAUUAAACUUUUGUUGGCCUGUAGGUUUUUUGGAUAUUUUAAAGAAUUAAACUUCUUUUGUUUAAAAAAUUAAAAUUAACUUUUGGCAUCCUUUAAAGAUUUUUAAAAUUCAUUAAUGUGGGAAUUAGGGUGGGUAUCUUAUUGUUGGUCUUUUCAGUUUGGAGGACUGUAUUAAUUUCUAGAAGUAAAAUUAGUAUAAAGGUAUUAACAUGUUU
This is a messenger RNA of Meloidogyne enterolobii, 688 nucleotides long. The record is from the annotation of a GenBank genome assembly. NCBI's taxonomy places the organism in Eukaryota, Metazoa, Nematoda, Chromadorea, Rhabditida, Meloidogynidae.